AGAUGAAGGCAGCAGAAACAAGCAGCCGCGGCAGUUAAAGCGCUUCCCACAAUGCACUCCCCGGUCAUCAGCGGGAAACCAAAAUGGCGAACGUGCUUGGGGAAAACGAGCCGUUUGUUAUUUUCUGAAGAAGGCACAAGCCCCGCAAGUUUUCGAGACAUACUUUUUAUUAACUAAAUUCCGGAGUGGGCUAACAGCGGGGUCACUCACAUCCAGUUAUUUUUGUCGUAUUUGUUAUCUGUAGAAGCGGAGGUGACCGAAUGAGAGACUCAGGGGUUGUGGAUCACCUGUCUGUCCAUCAGAGAGCUCACCCCCAGCGGCAGCAGCAGGCUGUUUCCUUGUCCCCCACAAGCCUUUCUGCUAGGGUGGAGUAUGGAGAAGACGACAUGUCUGACAGGUUCACAGAGGGACAGGACGUCUUGGCCCGCUGGUCAGAUGGCUUGUUUUACUUGGGGACAAUCACAAAGAUAGAUCGGGACAAGCAGCGAUGCUUUGUUGUUUUUGAAGAUCGCUCAAAGUCUUGGGUUCUCUGGAAGGAUAUUCAGACAGGAGAUGAAGAUGAUGAGGAUGAUGAGGACGAUGACAUUGUAUGCUCCAUAUGCCAAGAUGAAACUUCAGAAGAACCCAAUGAGAUUGUCAUUUGUGACAAGUGUGGACAAGGCUACCAUCAGCUGUGCCACUCUCCCAUCAUUGAUGCCACUGUCAUCGACUCCGAUGAAAAGUGGCUUUGCUUACAGUGUGAGCCCACUGCUAUGCCUAAGAGGGGGAGUGCACAUAGGAGGGCAGUGAAUGCUAAAGGCUUUCUGCAGCAGGCGCACCAUCAGCAACACAUGGAGCUGCACCUGUCCCUCCCAUACGCGCUGGAUGAGCUAGUGUGGGACCCCGAACACAAGGCUAACAUCCAACAAUGCUACUGCUACUGUGGAGGUCCAGGAGACUGGUAUCUGAAGAUGCUGCAGUGUAAUAGGUGUCAGCAGUGGUUCCAUGAGGCCUGUCUUCAUUGCUUACAGAUGCCCAUGCUCUAUGGAGAUAGGUUUUAUCGGUUUAUUUGUUCCGUUUGCAAGGGUGGACCAGAGUACCUCAGCCGGCUGUCUCUCACAUGGGAGGAUGUCACACACCUGAGUCUGUACAACUUGAGUGUGAUCCACAAGAAGAAGUACUUUGACUCUGAGAUGGACCUGAUGACUUACAUCAAUAAUAACUGGGAGCUGCUGCAGCUGGGGGAGCUUGCCAACACUCCAAGAUCAGAGCGAUAUGAAAGUGUUCUGGCGGCAUUAAACAACAACAGCAGCAUGUUCAUGUCUGGAAAGGAAGUAAAGAAAAAGAAGCAUUUGUUUGGGCUGAGGAUCCGUUUCCCUCCUGCUCCUCCCAACUCUGAGCCAAACAGCAGAGUGAUGGAGCGAGCCUCACAUGAGAUCACCAUCAAGGGAUGCAAGUCCAACAAAGCCCUGACGGGCAUGAGAACUUGCAGUACUUUAACCAAUGGCACAGAGAAGAAAACAAAGAAGAAAAAGAGGAAGCAAGGAACACGCUCUCUGGAGGCUCUGGCCAAACCACGACGCUCCAGUGAACUCUUGUCCCAGGAACUAAGAAAGCCUCUACCACUAGAGUCCCACGCAUUGGAUCACUUAACCUCCAUCAAGAGUGACAGAUCUUUACUGUCAUCUCGAACCUCAGAUGUGGAAUCCAUAGGAGCCCUGAGCACCACAGAAACUACCUCAACCAGCAUUUCAAGGCAGUCCAGCCUCUGUAGCUCCAGCAAGACUCGUACCACAGCCUGCAUCAUGCCUGUUUCCCCUCCACCCUUAAAAAGGAAACGUGGGCGACCACGACGGGCCCUGCAGCCCCCAAACCCGGAGAUCCCCCCUCCCAGCCACGCAGACCCACACCCUUCAGCCACAGAGAUGCUGAGUGCGCUCCCAGGGCUGCACUCCACAGACAUAGUUCACGGCAUGGACCCCAACAGCCAGCUCUCCCACCUCAAGAGCUCCAUCAGCAGCUAUUUCGGAGCAGCAGGGAGGCUGGCUUGUGGGGAAAAGUACAAAGUCUUGGCUCGGCGGGUCACCCUGGACGGCAAGGUGCAGUACCUGGUGGAGUGGGAAGGAGUCACCGCCUCCUAGACUUGUCUCGGUUGUCAUCAUCACUUAACUAGCGCCUGCAAGAGGUGUACGGCUGUGCGAAGGACAUGUGUACACAGCCUGUAUUCAGAGCAUUAAUUGAUAUAUGCCUUUGUUUAGUUUAGGCAGACGCAAGUUUUGCCUGUUAAGCUUACUGCAAAGCCUACUGGUUCAGUGCAGUCCAGUCAGUGUAAGUAUAGUGCAUUUAAACAUAUGUCUCUUCUUCAUGUGUUUAAAGAUUACAGUUCAUUGAUAAAGACGAGGCUUUGUCAUAAUACCACCAUAUUUGUGUUCUUCUGCUUUUAACUCUCAUUAUCUGCUUUGAAUGUUUACAGAAACCCCCAUUUAUUCAGGGGUAAAUAACCAUCAGUGCACUGCACCCUUUAGGCUUUCAGUGAACCGUUAUUGUGAUCGAUUUUUUUUUUAACCCAGUGAUAUGCUUUUCAUUCUCAGACCAGUUAAGUAUGAAACUAAGUUCGACAGAAUGUAGUCAGUCAGGUAUAAAAUUGUGAAUCGUGGUGGAUAAGAGAAACGGGAAAAAGAACUGUCAUUAACUUUUACUACUGCAGUCAAGCAGGGUAAAGUUACAUCCGUUUGAUUAACAUUUAUUUUCUUACAAAACGUGUCCCCUUUUUAUAUUAGUGUCCCCUCCUUCUCUAGUCCCAGCUGUGAGUACCUCUUGUUGCCUUUGGCAGACAUAUCCUUCAGUUCUCAUUUGAGAGCAGUUCAGGAGGAUCUCAAAACGAGAGAUGUGCUGCUGCAAAUGUUUAUUAUUUUAUAUAGAAUUAUACUACAUUUAUUAUUACCUUUUCUACUUGUACUUCCUCAUCAUGCCCUUUUCUGUUUUGUAGGGCAGAUUUCUCUGAUUUUCUUCUUUUUUAAUAAUGGAUUGCACAUAAAAUUAUAUGUUAGACUGUCAUCUCAUUUAAAACCGAUCAGCUGAAAAAGUCAGAUUAUGGCAUAAUUUCUCAUCCAAGAUACAGUUUUGUAAAUCUUGUUUAUGUGGGGCCCAGCAGCUUAAAUCAAAUAUGAGAUUCUAAAAAGAUCCUCAGAUUGUUAUUCCAGCAUAUAAUGUAAUGUAAAUCUUGUUUUCAUGGUAAAGAUUUUUUUUUUUUUCAAGAAGCUUUGACAUCUUUAGUCUACAUAUCCUUUAAAAUGUUAUGAUUGAAAUUGAUUUAAAAAAAAAUGACUGUUAUCUUUUGAAAUCUUUAAGGACCUGUUGAGUUUUUAGUUUGUCAAAUAGUUAGUCAUAAAAUAAAGUGCUGCAUCAGAUGACUGUUGUAUACCCAGUUCACAUACCCAGAGUCCAUGAUUGCUCUGUUUGUUUGUGCUGCCUAUGCAAGUUAGUCUUUGAAAAAUGUUCAGUCAUAUAAUUGGACCAUACGGCUUUAAAAAGGGGAGCUUCAGCAUUGUUGUCGUGAUGAUUUUGACUCAGGCGUCUUUCUUUUGUGCAACAAGUGCAACUAAAUAUUGACAUUAAAAAAAUGCACUUGGAUGUUUUUGCUUUUUAGUCCACACACUCAGGAUAUGCCCAUUGCCCAAAUACUUCACUGUAUUGCAUAGGCCAGCAUUUGGAGCGUGACAGGAGGUUUUGAUGUAAGUUAUUCAGUAAAUGUUGUUGGUCAGUAUUUUUAUAUCAGGUCCUCCAUUUGUCAUAUUAAUUUGGGCCAUUUGUAUGUAUGUACUCUUUUUUUUUUCUUCUUUUUUUUUUCUUCUAUGAGCAAAAUAAUUUGUAGUCCAUGUAACUGCCACACAUGCUUGUUUAUACUGAGUCAGAAAACAAUCACUGGAAAACUAACGUGCUGUAUGUUGCAAGAGGUAAAUAAUCGGUUAGUGUCUCUUUUUGGAGAUGUUUUUGUUAAAAUGGACAGACCUUUUCGUGACACUGAUACCUCUUAAGUGUAAGGAUGUAGUCAGUGCAUUUGAAGCUUCUCUCCUCUGUUCAGCCAGCGUCUCAGCCUACAUGUCGCUGUCACUGGCUUCCAGCAGGCUGCUGCAGCCAAAGAACAUACAUGUAACGUCUGCUUUGUCUCUGAGAGUGUUCUUAUUACAUUUUUAUACAUCAUUAUAUAGGCCGACGUGUAACUUCUGAGCCUGUUUUUGUUAAAGGAUAAAUAAAAGCCGAUAUUUUCAA
Molecule: messenger RNA, 4251 nt
Organism: Thunnus maccoyii (southern bluefin tuna)
Lineage: Eukaryota; Metazoa; Chordata; Actinopteri; Scombriformes; Scombridae
Gene: mtf2
Product: metal response element binding transcription factor 2
Exons: 15
Coding region: 261-2120 (619 amino acids)
Biological process (GO): regulation of DNA-templated transcription; chromatin organization
Cellular component (GO): nucleus
Molecular function (GO): DNA binding; chromatin binding
Source: RefSeq, a predicted model, not a curated record